Molecule: messenger RNA, 2095 nt
Organism: Monascus purpureus
Lineage: Eukaryota; Fungi; Ascomycota; Eurotiomycetes; Eurotiales; Aspergillaceae
Source: the annotation of a GenBank genome assembly
CUCCCCGUAGACAUAAAUAGGCUCAAGCUCGCCUAUAGAUAUGAGUUACUAGAUAUAUCUCCCUGGCCACGCAAUUAAUCGCCGGGCGAGAAGGGUAGAUCCGCCGGUCCUUGUGAGAUCUGCAGAGCCGAGGUAAGCCAGGAGAGAAGAAGAAGAAGAGACGUCCCUUCGCCCAGAGCAGCGCGAGAGGAGAUGCAGGCAAUCAGCGCGCACGCGUCUUCAAUCCACGGCCGUCGAGUGGACUGGCCAUUAUCGAGCUGCAUGGCUGUUAUUCUUAGAAUAACCAAAUUAUUAUCGUGCGCCGGUUGUGCUCCCAAACUGGCUUCCGUCUGACUCGUUGACUUUCUUGCCUGCAGGCUGCAACUCCCCCAACAAGAACAUGCGGUUGACUCAAUCAUCUCUCCUCCCUCAGGCCGUCUCUAUGUGCACUGGGAAGUGCGCUUUUUGGACACGGGCAUGGUCACCAAGCUUGCUGCUGCCACUGCCUUCUCUCCUGCUUCCCACCUCAAUGUCAUAAUCCGCCACUCGACAACGACGACGAGAACACUGCGACACUAUUACCAUUCUCCCGUCCUGCCUGCAUAUGGCGUCGCGACCCCUGCUCCCGAGAAUUAUGAUCGAUUUCCCAUCUUCCAAUCCCCCUUUCGCUUCGAAACGGGGUACGCUCUUCGUGCGAAACGCCCUCCUCGUCCGUUCCCGCCGCCCUUCCUUUCCCCGCCAUCGUCAUCGUUCUCCGAUCCCCUGACCACCCACUCCCAGAGCCAGGAUCGGAGACUGUUUGUGAAGAAGGAAUUGGUCCGUGGGCUGAAUAAUGGCGAUGAUGCCGUGUUAGCGGCGGAGAACUUUAUCGGGGUUAAUGACGGAGUAGGUGCUUGGGCUACUCGGCCGCGGGGCCAUGCUGCUCUCUGGUCGAGAUUACUCAUCCACUUUUGGGCUCUCCAAGUUGAGCGCGAAGUCAACGGCACUUCAGACCCGGAUCCGGUCGAGUUCCUCCAACGAGCCUACGAGGAAACCGUUCGUGCAACCAUGCCUCCCCACAAAUGGCUUGGGACAACAACAUCAGUCACGGCUCUCUUACACUGGACCUCUGAUGACGCGGGAGAUCCCCGACCAUUGCUCUACGUGACCAAUUUAGGAGACUCAAAGGUUCUGGUCAUCCGGCCGAGUGAGAAGAAGCUGCUCUUUCGGACUGAUGAGCAAUGGCACUGGUUUGACUGUCCUUACCAGCUAGGUACCAAUAGCAUUGACACUCCGCACGACAAUGCGGUGUUGUCGAAGAUUGCCUUGGAGGAAGAUGACAUCGUCCUGGCCCUGUCCGACGGUGUCACAGAUAAUCUCUGGGAACAAGAGCUAUUGACCAUCACCCUCGACAGCGUCAGGAAAUGGGAAGAGGCGCGGAGUCGAGACGGUGAUCACAGGACUCAUGAUCAUGGUCAUGGACAUAGUGAUCUGUGGAUUCCUGGCUCGGCCUUGGCUGACGAGAGGAUGGUUUUCGUGGCUAGGGAAUUACUCAAGGCUGCGUGUGCUAUCGCUCAAGACCCCUAUUCUGAGAGCCCUUACAUGGAGAGGGCAAUUGAUGAAGGUCUUUCAUAUCGAGGAGGCAAAAUGGACGAUAUCAGCGUCGUCGUUGCUUCCUGCCAGAGGAGAGAGGCUAAAAGACGACCAGGAUGAUCCUAUUUGCAGCUACAGAAUAUGAACAUAGUUUUGCGGCUGAGUCGUGACCCAUAUGGGACUGGACUUUUAGCCCAGGGAGUAGAUCCAUUUUGCUGUGAGGCUAGUAUCCAUGGUCCGACAGAGCCUGUGAGGGAUAAAGCCAGCAGUUUCUAUAUAUACAGAGAAAAUACUUCCUCCGCCAAGGAUGCCGUCGAGAGAGAAUAUACCACCGACCUGGUAGACAAUGGAAGCCUGAUAAUGCACUAAUAUCAACCAGUCACCAGAAUACUGGUUGGUAUAUUUGUAUACUGUACUUGGCGGGCAGUCAAAUGCAUAGGCAUUUUGGGCAACCAUAUAGGUUUGCACACAAUCAGAUGAAUAGACAUAGGCAAACCAACCAUCAAUCUAGAAUUUAAUCCGAACCCACAUAGUGCAAUCCACA